Molecule: messenger RNA, 1169 nt
Organism: Protobothrops mucrosquamatus (brown spotted pit viper)
Lineage: Eukaryota; Metazoa; Chordata; Lepidosauria; Squamata; Viperidae
Gene: ERFL
Product: ETS domain-containing transcription factor ERF
Exons: 4
Biological process (GO): cell differentiation; regulation of transcription by RNA polymerase II
Cellular component (GO): nucleus
Molecular function (GO): sequence-specific DNA binding; DNA-binding transcription factor activity, RNA polymerase II-specific
Source: RefSeq, a predicted model, not a curated record
GUUUUGCUUUCCCAGACUGGGCCUAUAAACCGGAGUCGAGUCCCGGUUCCCGUCAGAUCCAGCUCUGGCACUUUAUCCUGGAGCUGCUGCAGAAGGAAGAAUACCAGAAUGUCAUCGCCUGGCAAGGGGACUACGGCGAGUUUGUCAUCAAGGACCCCGACGAAGUGGCCCGGCUUUGGGGUAUUCGUAAAUGCAAGCCCCAUAUGAACUACGACAAGCUGAGCCGGGCUCUGAGAUAUUACUACAACAAGCGGAUCCUCCAUAAGACCAAGGGGAAACGCUUCACCUACAAGUUUAACUUCAGCAAAGUGGUCUUGGUUAAUUACCCACUCCUGGACAUGGCUGCCAACUCCCCGUUUCUCCUCACUCAGAAUCCUUUCAACGGGAGCAACCACGGAGCUGACUGCACCCCGCUGACCCCCGAGGCCUUGCAAAGUCUCUUCUCAAGCCCUCGCUUGGGGGAUCCCUCCAGCCGCACCCCACUCUUUGAACGUCAGCCAGAGCCAGAGAAACUGAGGCUGGAUGCAGCCUUCCCAUUCUUGGGAUCAGGUAUGGCUGGGUACACCAAGCCUCCCAGUUUGCUGACUCCAUAUGGCCGGAAUGCCUUUCCCGAAUACCCGUGGAAUUUUAACCCUUACCUGUCCGGCACUUUCCCUCUGAACAGCUCCAAGCUACCCACCUCUCUGUAUUCCCCUCACUUCUACCCCAACCCUUUGUCUGGCUCCCUGGCCCAGCUUCCCACGCCCAUCUCCCUCCUGUCCAGCGAAACCCCCGAGAGAACGGCAGCCCUGGGGGGUAGCUCUGUGCCCCGUCUCUGCCUCCCGCCCCAUAGCACAACUCUGCCCCUUCGCGGGGAUGUCCACGGACCGAGCGCUCGCAAUAAGGAACUGCUGGGCACCAGGCCGCCCAGCCCUUCCGGGGGUCGAGGGGCGAAAGAGGACCCAGCGUCCGAUUCCGAGUUGGAAAUCACAGAUUUGAGUGAAUGCAGUUCGGAAAACGAAGGUGGCGACUUCAGCCCCGACAGUCUGGAGACGUUAGAGAGCCAGGUGCCAAAUUACAAGAGGCUGGAGGCCGAGAGGACGGCCAGAGCGAGGCCUGGUCAGCUAGAUGGGGAGGUGGGAGUCGGUCUGGCCCUUAUCAAGCAGAGGAAGCCCGUGGCAAGGAGUUGA